AUGAAAAGCUUCAUCACCUUGACGGCUCUUGCUGCCGGCGCACAGGGCCUCGCAGGUCGCACUACUAAUUGUUGCUUCCAUCUUACUGCCUCAGGCGGUGCCUCGGGCACCGUUGGCCAGCUCAGCGAUGGACAAAACCGUAUUGGUGACAACACUCUGUCUCCUGCGCAAUUCUGUAUUAACUCGCAUGGGGCUAUCACGGACGGCAGUGGCCGUGGCUGCAUCUUAACUCCGCCGACUACUCAGUUCCAGUGUGAUCAGGGUGCCACACCUGAGUCGGGUUUCUCUAUUACCCCAUCUGGCUUGCUAGAGUUUCAAGGCGGCUCUGAUUUCCUCGCUUGUGACACUGGCCAGAACGGUGGUAUGAACAUCCAUGUCACUCCUAGCAAGGCCCUCGGGAAGUGUGUAAACAUCCAGUUGAAGGCCGACUCAUGCGCACCUUCUGCCUCCUCUGCCCCACCCACAACAACGUCCGCUAGCAAUAGCUGUCCCACCACGUUGUCUUCGGGCAACUUUGAGUUUCCUCAUCUGAUCAUUCCUAUCAACUCAAAGUCUCCCAAUAAGGCGUUAGGCACCUCAUUCAACGGCACGGUGACAUCAACUAUCUCAAGCAUAUUCAACUUCGAUAUUCCCCAGUCUGAUUCUGGAAAGACGUGCAGAUUAGUGUUCCUAUUUCCCCAGAAGGCUGACCUUCAGACCUCAUCCUUUAGCUUCAGCGGUGAUGGCAAGGUAAACUUUUCCAAGCUUUCCAAGGCUGCCACUACCUCUACUACCUUUAACAACGCUCCCUCUAUCUCGCAAGAUCUGGGUGAUAUCACGAUUUCGCCUGGAAAUUCGUUCGUUGUGUCAACGUUCUCCUGCCCCGCUGGUGAGGCUAUUGCCUUCGAAAUGAAAAAUGCCGGGACCACCGAGCUUAACUUCUUUGAGGACUUCAACCCUGCUCCUCUGGGUCUUUUCAUCACUGUCUGCUAA
Aspergillus nomiae NRRL 13137 is the source of this 972-nucleotide messenger RNA. RefSeq lists its product as uncharacterized. The record is from RefSeq and is a predicted model, not a curated record. The coding region runs from base 1 to 972 and encodes 323 amino acids. The transcript has 3 exons. Lineage: Eukaryota; Fungi; Ascomycota; Eurotiomycetes; Eurotiales; Aspergillaceae.